Messenger RNA from Erigeron canadensis, 1237 nucleotides. Its product is annotated as protein SEH1. Gene Ontology annotation, molecular function: protein binding; structural molecule activity. Bases 50 to 1033 code for a protein of 327 amino acids. Gene Ontology annotation, cellular component: Seh1-associated complex; nuclear pore outer ring. Gene Ontology annotation, biological process: cellular response to amino acid starvation; positive regulation of TORC1 signaling. The record is from RefSeq and is a predicted model, not a curated record. NCBI's taxonomy places the organism in Eukaryota, Viridiplantae, Streptophyta, Magnoliopsida, Asterales, Asteraceae. The transcript has 8 exons.
UAAAACAAAACCCUAAAACCCCAAUCGGAAAAACCCUAGAAAUCAAAAAAUGGAGAAAUCAGUAGCAAAAUUAGAAAAAGGAACGAUAUGUUCAUCAUGGAAUUACUGUGCUCAACGAUUAGCUACUGGGUCAAUCGACGGAUUUGUUUCCAUUUUUGAUACUACUGAUCCUGCUUCUUCUUCUUUUUUUUCCACUUUUAAAUUCAAGGUAAGUGGUGAUGAAAGUAAUGUUGUAAAAAUUGUGUGGGUCCCACCAGAAUAUGGUGAUGCAAUUGCGUGUAUAUGUUCUAAUGGAAGCCUGUAUAUUUGGGAAGAAAUUGCUCAAGAUAGCGAGCCUGUUCAAUGGAAGCACUGCAAAAGCUUUGGGGGACCUUCAGAAAAAGUGCUGGAUUGUCAAUUUGGGAACUCCCUCUCAACAUUAAAAUUGACAAUUGCUUAUUCAAAUGGCCUUGUAAAAGUCUACGAGACCUUAGAUCAGGUGGAACUAAAGAACUGGCAACUUCAGGCUGAAUUUCAGAAUGUUACUGAUCUAGUGACGAAAUUUGGGAAGGCUUCAUGUUCAGCUGCAUCUAUUUCAUGGUGUCCAGAUAGAAGUGAAAGCCGUCCUUCAAGUUUUGUAUCAUGUUUCAACUCAGAUACUCCUCUAUUAAAUUCACCCAAGGUAUGGGAAUUUGAUCAAGAUCAUCAGAGAUGGCUUCCAGUUGCUGAACUAGCAGAGCCAGGUGAUAAGGAGGAUCAGGUAUAUUGUGUGGCGUGGGCUUCAAACAUUGGAAGGCCAUAUGAGUUGAUAGCUGUUGCAACAUCUAAAGGAAUUUCAAUAUGGCAAAUGGCGUCUGAUCCUGACACUGAUGGAAGGCUCGUUGUUGAGAAGGUUGCUACGUUCCCUUGUCACAACAGUGAGGUGUGGCAGAUGGAGUGGGAUAUGAGUGGAAUGACACUAGCAACUAGCGGAACUGACGGGAUGGUGAGAUUGUGGCAGUCCAACCUCAAUGGACUUUGGCACGAACAAGCAGUAAUUGAACCGACCACAUGAGCUGUUCAUGUGUCCUAUCAAUGUACCAAACCAAAACAUAUGUAUUCAUCAUUAGUAUACUCGAAGUUUCUUGCAACUGGUGUUAAUAGCACUUCUUAGUGUUCAGAUUUUUCGAUUAGUAAUGCAAGCCUGCUGUCAUUAACACUGGCACAAUGUACUUCAAUUUUGAUGAUGGCAAUUUUUAUUUACACUUGUUAGGAUUCU